Neurospora tetrasperma FGSC 2508 is the source of this 2772-nucleotide messenger RNA. RefSeq lists its product as uncharacterized. NCBI's taxonomy places the organism in Eukaryota, Fungi, Ascomycota, Sordariomycetes, Sordariales, Sordariaceae. The record is from RefSeq and is a predicted model, not a curated record. The transcript has 2 exons. The coding region runs from base 131 to 2419 and encodes 762 amino acids.
GCGACAAACCACCCACAGUGAGCCUUUCCUCCUCCAGUCCUGUCUCACUGUCACCUCAGUCAGUGUCAGUUUGGCUCCAGUCGUCUCACCCGAAACCCCAUUCACCCAUAUCCAAAUAAGUGUCGACAAGAUGAGCCGCGCUGCUAGUCGUCACCAUUACGACUAUAGCGACGAGGAGUCGUUGGCGUCCACGGGCAUCGACAUCCGUGUCCAUCGGGCGCCGCCUCCUGGCAUGGUCCGUCCUCCUCCCAGGUCGCCUUCGCCCGAUCGCACCCACCGUGGCCCUACCUACAUCCAGUCCGUAUCCCGGUCCGACUUUGGCGGCCCAUCCCGAGUACCUUACUGGGAGCAACGCGCUCCUUCUGUUGUCAAUGAGCGCACUCUCGUGGCUACUCACGCCCACCAGAGCCGCUCACGGUCGCGUGCAGGGUCGCGCGAGCGCCCCUCUCCUCCCGUUGGCAUGGUCGUCCCAGCACCUCCCUCUCCUGCGACCAAGGGACCGGUUGUGGUUCAGAACAUCAUCGGCCGCGGCCAUCACAGCUCCUCUGAUUAUUCGUCUGACUCGGAACCUGAUUACCAUGUUCAUGCUGGCCUCAGCAAGCGGGACCGCAAGUCUCACAGCCGUGGUGCACACAGCCGCGCCCGUAGCCGGUCGUCGAGCGGCGAAAGCAACUUUGACGACGCCCAUACCAAAUGGGAGCUGGAGAGAAUGAAGGCCGAGCUCGCGGCCAUGAGGUCCGCCAACGAACAGAAGAAGCAGAGUCUCACUCAAGAAAAGUACCACGAAGAGGAGAUCGAGCUGGUCAAGGCCCGGGAAAAGUUGGCCACGAUCAGACUCGAGGAGGAGCGGAGCAGGUCCGCUUACGACCAGGAAAAGUCACUCCGUCUGCGCGAUGCCGAGGCCAAGCUUGAGCGCCUCGAGCGUGCUGCCGAGGAGAAGCGAUUCCAGGCCGAGCACGACAAGGAUGUGGACUACCACCAGACCAAGCUCCAGCUCGAGCUGAUCCGGCACAAGGAGGACGAGGAACGCCAGCUGGGCCACAUGAAGGAACAGCAAUCGCUCCAUGAAGCCAAGUUCCAGCUGGACCUCAUCAGGCGUAAGGAGGAGGAGCGCCGCCUCCAAGAGCAGCACGAAGAGCACGAUCAGCUCUACCAAGCCAAGGUGCAGCUCGACCUCAUGAGGCGCAAGGAGGAAGAGUCUCGGGAGCGUGACAAGUACAAGGAGCACGACGAGCUGGCCGUCUCCAAGUUCCAGCUGGACCUCGUCAAGCGCAAAGAGGAAGAGGCCCGCCACCUGGAGGAGGAGCGGAAGAAGGAGGCCGCGUUCGAGAAGCAGCAGCAACUCGCGCAGGCCAAGUACGAGCUUGAAAUGAUCAAGCGGCGCGAGGAGGAGCGCCGCCGCGAAGAAGAAGAACACCGCCGUGAGAUGGAGUACGAGAAGCAGCACCAGCUGCACGAAGCCAAGUUCCACCUGGACAUGAUCCGGCGGCAGGAGGAGGAGCGGCGCCGUGCAGCGGCUCGCGAGGAAGAAGAAAAACUCAUUCGCGCCAAGGAGAGGCUCGAGCGGCUGGAACGCGAGGAGGAAGAGGAGCGCAAGCAGAAGAAGCUCGAGGAGGAGCUGGAGCUGCGCAAGGCCAAGGAGGAGCUCGAUCGCAUGCGCAGGGAGAAGGAAAAGAAGGAGGAGGAGGAGCGCUUGCGUCGCGAGUACGAGCUCAAGCGGCUAGAGGAAGAGAGGAAGGCGGAAGAAGAACGGAAGCGUAAGCAGGAAGAGGAGGAGGCGGCCGUGGCCCGCUGGAAGGCUAAGGAGGCCGAGCGGCUGGCCAAGGAGCAGGAGGAGAAGGAGAGGAUGGAGAGGGAGUACCAGCGCCGCCUGCAGGAGGAUCUGAUCAACUCCGGUCUGGACGAGAAGGCUAUCGCGGCCAUUCUCAAGAAGGAGAAGAUCAAGAAGGAGAAGAAGGGCAGCGAUAGUGACAGCGACAGUGAGAAGGAGGCCAAGAAGCAAGGACAGAUUGCUCGUCCUACCUAUACUCGCAUGUCUCUGCGCCAUCUCGACGUCGAAACCCUCUACCACUUCAAGAUCGAUUUUGAAUAUGAUGCUGAACCAGGCUACGUCCUAAUCAAGCGCUGGGUGCCGGAAUGGGAGCAGCAACAACUCUGGGACCACACGCGCCAGAUCCGCACCGUAGUGACCAAGGAGGUAUCCGAAACUCUGGUCAUCAAAGACAAGAGAGACAAGCACCGCGAACGCUCGCACUCGCGCCAUCACAGCCACAGCCAUUCGAGGAGCAGCCACCAUAGACACAGCGGUAGUCAUCUUGACGACGACCAGUUCGAGUUUGUGCGUAAGAAGAGCAGCACCAGACAUCGCAGCAAGAGCCCUAGCUUGUUGAUGUAUUUGGCUGGUGGACGGCCUUCAUGAGAGGAGGGAUUCGGGGAUAAGGGGAUAAUGAGGGAUGAUGUGUUUUGACUUUUGUUUGGGAUGAGAGAUGGAUGUGUUUUCUUUUGCUUUUGGAUAUCAUGAAAUGAUUGCAUUGCUUACCUUUUUCUGAUUUUUGGUUGAUGGUUAAGGUUGGGUAGUAACAAAGAUAUCCAUCAUCAAUUCACUCAUUGUUGGGUUUCAGUUUCUUCUCAAUACCCUCCUACUCCUAGAAAGAUUGGAUGAGCACCAGAAACACACGGAAAGAAAACCCAAGGGAAUGACUUAUUAGUACGUUUGUCGAUGAUGGAUGCUGUAAGGAUAUCACGACAAGACAGAAACCCAUGACUUGAUUC